This is a messenger RNA of Nerophis lumbriciformis (worm pipefish), 2980 nucleotides long. RefSeq names its product WD repeat domain 59 (gene wdr59). Gene Ontology annotation, cellular component: vacuolar membrane; Seh1-associated complex. Gene Ontology annotation, biological process: cellular response to amino acid starvation; positive regulation of TORC1 signaling. NCBI's taxonomy places the organism in Eukaryota, Metazoa, Chordata, Actinopteri, Syngnathiformes, Syngnathidae. Gene Ontology annotation, molecular function: signaling adaptor activity; protein binding. The record is from RefSeq and is a predicted model, not a curated record.
CACGUGACGCUUUGUUGACAAGCCAGGCAGCAGAAACAAAGAUGGCGGCUCACUGGAGCGGCGAGAAUGUGGUGUUGGAGUUUCGCGAUGCGCAGGCGACCACCAUGUCCGUGGACUGUCUGGGCUCGCACGCCGUGCUGUCUGGACGGCGUUACCUGUACAUGGUCAACUUGGAGGCGCCGUGUGAGUUGGCGAGGAAGAUGGCUCGCCACAGUAAGUGGGAUGUGGGCACGGUCCAGUGGAACCCUCAUAAGUCCCACUCGCACGUCUUUGCCGCAUCGAGCAACCAGCGUGUGGACUUGUACUCGUGGAAGGACGGCAGCACCGCAGAUGUCCACACAUCCUUGCAAGGACACACAAGAGUCAUCAGUGAUCUGGACUGGUCGUGCUUUGAAGCAGAGUUCCUGGUCACCAGCUCUGUGGACACUUUCAUCUACAUCUGGGACACCAGAGACACUCGGAAGCCCGCCGUGGCUUUGUCUGCCGUUGCCGGCGCGUCUCAGGUGAAAUGGAACCGGAAGAACCAGAACCUGCUGGCGUCCAGUCACGACGGAGACGUUCGGAUCUGGGACAGACGGAAGCCGAACACGGCUGCAGAGUACGUGGCGGCCCACUUGUCCAAGAUCCACGGUCUGGACUGGCACCCGGACAACGAGUUCAUCCUGGCUACAAGCAGCCAGGACAACUCAGUGAGGUUUUGGGAUUACCGACAACCCAGGAAGUACCUGAACAUCCUUUCGUGUCAGGUGCCCGUGUGGAAGGCUCGCUAUACGCCCUUCUCCAACGGCUUGGUCACAGUGAUGGUCCCUCAGCUGAGACGUGAGAACAGUCUUCUUCUGUGGUCAACUCUGGACCUCAACAGUCCCGUCCACGCCUUCGUGGGACACGACGACGUCGUUCUCGAGUUCCAGUGGAGGCCGCAGAAAGAAGGUACGAAAGACUACCAGCUGGUCACGUGGUCCAGAGAUCAGACUCUGAGGAUCUGGCGGGUGGAUCCUCAACUCCAGAAGCUGUGCGUCAGCGACUUGGCGGACGACCUGAUGGAGGGAAUGUCUCUCAACAUGGACGCGGACAAGUUGCUGACGUCCAACGACCCUGACGGACAGCACGCCAGAACUCCUGCCGGACAACACCCGCACGAUCCAGACGGCGUGGCGGGCUCGGGCACUCGCCAGGACUCGGCCGCGUCCUCGGGUCUCCCUCAGACGCUCCAGCAGGAAUUCUCUCUGGUCAACCUGCAGAUCAGGAACGUCAACGUGGAGAUGGACGCGGUGAACUGCAGCUGCGUCGUGUCCGCUCAUUUUGGGAGCCAUCAGGUCAGACUGCUGAUGAAAUUCCCGGGACAGUACCCCAACAACUGCGCCCCCACCUUCCAGUUUGUCUCCCCGACGACCAUCUCCGCCGCUAUGAAGAGCAAGAUCCACAAAAUCCUCACAGACGUGUCUCUGCAGAAGGUUAAGAGGAACCAGAACUGCCUAGAACCUUGCGUCCGACAGCUCGUGUCCUGUCUCGAGUCGGACAUGACGCAGGACGACAGUCCAUCCUCGGGCCCCUUCGUCCUGUCCAAUCCCGUCGCUCCGGCGCUGCAGGCCUUUCCCCGAGUCAUCAACACGUACGGGUCCUACCAGGACGCCAACAUUCCUUUCCCCCGCACGUCUGGGGCUCGGUUCUGCGGCACUGGCUGUCUGGUUUACUUCACGCGGCCAAUCACCAUGCACCGCUCAGUCCCGCCCACGGAGCCCACUCCCAGGUCGCUGUCGGCUCUGUCGGCCUAUCACAGCGGAGUGUUGACCCCCAUGAAGAUCCGCUCGGAGUCUCAGAGCACGCUGCGUAUGUACAGCAGCAGUCCGACUCGCUCGGACAAAGACACCGUGUCCAUCUCGUCCUUCUACUACAAAGAGCGGAAAUCUCGCCGCUUUAAGACCAAGAGGGACGGGGCGGACUACGCCAGCCGAUCCAUCAAGUUAGCGGGAAAGGUGAUCAUCCAGGAAAUCUCCUGCCUGCUUCCGGUCCACAAAGUCCUCGGAGAGAACUACAUCCUGAACAUGCAUGACAUCCAGGACACGUGCCAGAAGAACGCCGCUGCCGCGCUGGCAGCCGGACGUCGAGACGUAGCCAAGGUGUGGGCUCUGGCGUCCGCAGCAACAAGUCGGGACCUGAGUCCGGACUCGGACCCGGACACGGACGCCCCCUGGGCGAGUCAUCCGUUUGGUCGCCAUCUGCUGGACACUCUCGUGGACCAUUACAGUCACAUGAGCGACGUUCAGACGCUGGCUAUGUUGUGCAGCGUCUUCACAGACUGCAACUCGCCGCAGUCGCGCUCCCCCGCGCUCCUGCCGCCCCACUCGCGCUACCUCAGCUUCGUGUCCGAGGCGACGUUCUCGUCCGCGCCGCGGGACUCGGAGCACGCCAACUCCUGGAGCGAGCCCUCUCCCGAAGACUGUCGCCAUGGCAACCAGGGUCACGCUGACCCGCGUGAACAAGAGAGCGAGCAGCACGACAUGAACAAGAGGCUUUUAGACCCGACCAACACGCUGCAGUUUGACGACUUCAAGAAGUGUUACGGGGAAAUCUUGUACCGCUGGGGUCUCCGGGACAAACGAGCCGACGUUCUCAAGUUUGCUUCCUGCCCCCCGGAGCCGCACCAAGGAGUCGAGUUUGGCGUGUUCUGCUGCCACUGUCGCAGCCAGGUGCGGGGGACGCAGUGCGCCGUGUGCAGGCGCCUUACCUUCCAAUGCGCCGUGUGCCACGUGGCCGUGCGUGGCUCCUCCCACUUCUGCCUAAGCUGCGGUCACGGCGGUCACACGGGUCACAUGAUGGACUGGUUCCGCCGCCAGGACGAGUGCCCGGCGGGAUGCGGCUGCCGCUGUCUGCAGCAGAGCGUCUUCUGAUGAGCCUCGCAUUGAUGAUGAAGAUCUUUGUGAAUUGUGUCGUUUAUUUACUGCCGUCAAACGAUAAAAAAUAGGUUUUAUUCACGUGA